Molecule: messenger RNA, 4924 nt
Organism: Clupea harengus (Atlantic herring)
Lineage: Eukaryota; Metazoa; Chordata; Actinopteri; Clupeiformes; Clupeidae
Gene: mcf2a
Product: MCF.2 cell line derived transforming sequence a
Biological process (GO): dendrite development; intracellular signal transduction
Cellular component (GO): cytoplasm
Molecular function (GO): guanyl-nucleotide exchange factor activity
Source: RefSeq, a predicted model, not a curated record
UGAGUGAGUGAGAGGGAGAGAUGUCAGAGGGCCGGAGCAGGAGGGGGCUGUGUUUGUUUUGAAGUGCAGCACUGCUGCGCUUGAGGGAUACAUUCCCGCUUGCUUGAGACAGGACACCCCUCUUCUCGCAUCCCUCCCUACCUCCCUCUCGCUCGCUCUCUGUGAGUGUGUGUGUGAGGUGAGGUGAGUAGGACUGCGUGCUUUUUGAGGCACUGCAGCAGACCAGCUUUGCCAUUGAUUGCAGCUCGGAAAAGAGGCCGCUUCCUCUGGACAGGAGGGGGGUUCAGUGGCGCUUUGGGCGGACAGGAUGCACUCGUCCAUCUCAAGGUGACACUGCGGCAGGGGAGCAGCUGGAGAGAGAGAGAGAGAGAGAGAGAGAGAGAGAGAGAGCAAGCCUGCGACGGAUACUGGAGUCUAUCGAUAGGAAAAGUGAAGAGAAGUUUCACCACUCCUCCUCUCCCUUCCCUGGUCCCUCCAUCCUGCAGCAGAUUGAGCGUGAAGCCGUGGUACCCCUGGAGGAUGUGAGGGCCUAGCGGGCCCCGUCAAACAGGCUCUCUUGCCAGGGAAAGGGGGCUGGAGCCGAGGCCUGGCUGCUGGAGCCCUCCCCUCACAGACAUGGAGAGCUACUACAGCCUUCUGCAGGCUGGCUCUGAGCUGGAAAAUACACUGCAACAGGUUACUGUCCCCAUGAGCAUGAAAGAGGUGGGUGGCUUUAUUGAGAAGCAAGUCGCUUAUUUAUCAGGGGGUCGUGGCGAAGACUCCAGUGUUGUCAUCACACUCCCAGAAUGCUCUGAUUUCAGUGAUAUCCCUGAGGAGGCUCUGGCUAAAGUCCUCACGUACCUUACCUUCAUUCCAAGAGCACGGCAACCUGGAGUUAAAUUUAUCAUCGUAUUAGAUCGAAGAUUGGAUACAUGGGGCUCCAUCAAAACAGCACUUGCACGGAUUGCGGCCUCCUUUCCUGGGAACCUGCACCUCGUUCUGGUCCUGAGACCCACCAGCUUCUUCCAGAGGACGGUGACAGACCUGGGCUUCCGCUUCAGCCAAGAGGACUUCAUGCUCAAAAUGCCUGUGGUGAUGCUCAGCUCGGUCACAGACCUGCUGCGCUACAUCAGUGAGAACCAGCUGACCUCUGAGUUUGGGGGAACCCUGGACUACUGCCACAGUGACUGGAUUGUCCUGCGAACGGCCAUAGAGAGCUUUGCUGUGAUGGUGAAGGACAUUGCCCAGAUGCUGCAGGCGUUUGGCACAGAGCUGGCUGAGACGGAGCUGCCAGAGGAGGGCAACGCCAUUGAGUUCCUGCUGCUGACACACACGGAAAAAUACAGAAGACUCAAAGAUGCAAUCAGGUCAGUGAUGAGGGAGGGCAGACACCUGCUGUCCAGUCUGGAGGCGUUCGGGAAGGAGGAGGGCUCGCUGGUGCACUGGGAUAUCCCUCAGGACUGGGAGACCGUGCAGAGGCUGCUGGCCCAGCUCAGGGACAUGGAGUUGGCCUUUGACGGCUUCUUCGACAAGCACCACCUGAAGCUGCAGCAGUACCUACAGCUGCUGAGAUACGAGGCCAGCUUCCAGGAGACGGAGCGCUCCCUGGAGAAGCUCUCCGCUCAGGAGAAGGCUGUGAGCAGCACAGGAGACACCCUGGCCCAGACAGAGCAGGCCAUCGGAGACCUGGAGAACCUCGAAACCAAAGCACCGGAGGAGAUGGGCAAAGCUCAGCUGCUCAUUCUGCACGGACACCAGCUGGCUGCCAACCACCAUUACGCCAUGGCCCUGAUCAUGCAGCGAUGCAACGAGCUGCGGCAUCGCUGCGACACGCUGGACGGCGCGCUCAGGGCCAAGAGGGACACGCUCACACAGAUUCAGACCCUACUGCAGAGAUUAGAGCAGGCCCAGCGGUGGUGUGAUGAUGGAGCAUAUCUGCUAGCGAAUCAGCAGGUGGAUAGGUUCCAGUCUAAGGAGGGGGCUCAAGCUGCACUCCGAGAUAUCGAGAACUUCCAGGAGGGGGCGCCAGCGCUCCUCACUACUGGCUCAGAUGUUCUCUAUAUGGAAUAUGAGGCUGUGCUAACCCCAGCACUUCAGACCCACAUAGGGAGGACCUUUGAGAAGCACGCGGCCGUGCAGGGGAUGAUUGACAGCCGGCUGGCCUGCCUGAGGAAACUGGCCGACAAGCACGUCCGACCCAUCCAGCUGGUGGCCCCCCGGCCAGAGCACCCGCCCCGCUCCAAAUCACCCAUCUUCUCCCCCAAACACGACUUGAAGUUCACCUUUGACCUCUCCCUGCCUGGGAAGAGGGGAUCCAGGAAAAGCCCCAACUCUCGGAAGAUCGAGGUGAUGCAUGAUUACCACGAGAACCACCGUUGGCUGUCCUACAGUGUUGAUGGGGAGGACAGUCCAGAUGUCCUGAAGCGACACGUGAUGCGGGAGCUCAUCGAAACUGAGAGGGUCUAUGUGGAGGAGCUGCUGUCUGUGCUGCUGGGCUACAGAGCAGAGAUGGACAACCCCUCCCUGUCCAUACUCCUGCCCCCCAGCCUUCGCAACAAGAGGGACAUCCUGUUUGGAAACAUGCCAGACCUCUACAACUUCCACAGCAGGGUUUUCCUGCAGGACCUGGAGAACUGUCUGGAGACUCCUGAGGCAGUGGGAGCCGUCUUCUUGGAGCGGAAAGAGAACUUCCAGGUGUAUGAGCGCUACUGUCAGAACAAGCCCCGGUCAGAGUCGCUAUGGAGACAGUACUCUGACUGUGCCUUCCUUCAGGAGUGCCAAAGAAAACUGGAGCACAAACUGGGGCUGGACUCGUACCUGUUGAAACCGGUCCAGCGCCUUACCAAGUACCAACUCCUGCUCAAGGAACUGCUGAAGUACAGUGUAGGUUCAGACCGGACCUCCGAGCUGCAGGGGGCGCUGGCUGCCAUGCUGGACCUCUUAAAGUCUGUCAACGACUCCAUGCACCAGAUUGCUAUCACAGGCUAUGAGGGGGACCUGGGCUCUCUGGGUCGCUUGCUGAUGCAGGGCUCGUUCAGCGUGUGGAUGAGCCACAAGAAGGGCCCCACGCGCAUGAAGGAGCUGGCCCGCUUCAAACCCAUGCAGCGGCACCUCUUCUUGCACGAGCGAGCCCUGCUCUUCUGCAAGCGCCGCGAGGAGCACGGCGAGGGGGCCGACAAGACGCCCUCCUACAGCUUCAAGCACUAUCUCAAGAUGACUGCAGUCGGCAUCACAGAGAAUGUCAAGGGAGACGUGAAGAAGUUCGAAAUCUGGUACAGCGGCAGGGAAGAAGUCUACCUGGUGCAGGCACCAACAGUAGAAAUUAAAUUUGCCUGGCUGAACGAGAUCCGCGGAAUUCUCACCAACCAGCAGAAGAUUCUCAAAGAUGAGCUGUCCCUCACCCACCCAACCCCCGAACACAUCCAGCUGUCCCCACCCCUGUCUGAGAGCAAGCAGCAGCGGACCUCGGUGAGCUCGGAGGAUACUGAAUCAGGCCGCAGUAGCCCCGACCCGCUCAGCUUGUCCCCACAGCAUCAACGCAACAGACGCAGCUGGCCCGGAGCACCCCACUCAGUGGAUAUCUGUGAGGGCCUGGAGGACUGGAGUGGAGGCCACAGUCCCUAUCCCAUGUCUGAUACUGAAGAGGAGGACAUGGUUCAGCUGACACCAGGCAGAUACAGGAGCAGGGCUGACGGUCCUAGAAAUGGGCCUCAUGACCUCGUCAUCAGAUGUGGGGACAUCAUCCAACUGCAGCGGGAGGACAGUGAGGGCAUUUGGCUUGUGAAGAACUUGAGUCGCCGGCAGGAAGGGCACAUCCAGGCCUCGAGCCUCCAGCACAUCCUGACAGACAGCGGCAGGGGACAUUCCACCCGGCUAGGGGGUAAGAGGAGACCCGAGGAUCCCGAUUGAAAUUUGACUAAUAUUUACACAUCUAGAUAACCGGGAAAUCUGAAAGUGCGCAAGCUUAGCUCUCCGUAGAUGAAAAACACCAGCACUGGCUGCUAUGGACCACUGAUGCUUAGAAAGACUGUGGAGGUCUGUCAGAGAGCAUCCUCUGGUAGGGCUAAUGCCACUGCAGUUUCACAGGGAGGGUGAUGUGACUGGACAUGUGGAGUGCUGUUUCCAGGAAAGUACCAGACACCAGGCAGACUCUCCCAGUGAGGGUCACAUGGGCUCCGCUGGACGAACAGGUAGCUAAAGUACACUGGACUCACCUGACGUGGUGAAGGCCUGCUCUCUAUUGUCGUGAGGGUUUGCUCAAGAACACUAUUGCCCCGGCUAACGGGGUGAGGUAUGGCUGUCGCAGCUGGUUCUACUCAAGAGGCACGAGGCUCAAUAGACCCUCAACUUUACUGUGUCCUCCCAUCACCACCAUCACCCAGACCUCCUUCACUCCUCACUCAGACACUGGCCCCUCGACUCUGGACUCUGGAGUUGAAUAUAGAAUUUAUCAUAUACCUGCACAUAAUGUGUUUUGUUCAUUGUGUGCAGGAAAUGUGUUUUCUUGUGAGCGUGUGAGUGUGUGUGUGUGUAUGUGUGUAUGUAUGUGUUUUGAUGUCAGCGAAUGCGAUUCAGAUGUUUUGUGAAGUUUUUGUUUUAUCUGACUUUUGUAAUUCAAUUGUCUAUUCCAUGUGGAAAUUUUAAUCAGUGGUACUUGUGUUUGUAUGCGUGUUGUGCUGGGUGUCUGUUCUCAGUGUUUGCAGAGGGUAAACACCCAAAAGCUGACAGAGAGCUCUAUGCCAAAUCAUGCUGUGCCAUAAUGCCUUUUUAUUCCUUGUACUUGGGCCUCUCUCUCUCACUUUGCUAGCUAAAUGUAGAAUUUGCUUUGCAGCAAAACUCUCGCGCAAUAAUCUAUGUUUGACCUCAGACAUUACUCUAAAGGCACUUUAAAGGCUGUAAAAGAGAUACUGGAAACCAAAAGCUUUAUUAUAUAUUUUUUUCGGGC